Molecule: messenger RNA, 4314 nt
Organism: Eufriesea mexicana
Lineage: Eukaryota; Metazoa; Arthropoda; Insecta; Hymenoptera; Apidae
Gene: glu
Product: structural maintenance of chromosomes 4-like protein gluon
Exons: 8
Coding region: 1-4080 (1359 amino acids)
Biological process (GO): mitotic chromosome condensation
Cellular component (GO): chromosome; condensin complex
Molecular function (GO): ATP binding; ATP hydrolysis activity; protein binding
Source: RefSeq, a predicted model, not a curated record
AUGAAUACAAUGGCCAAAGAAAAUGGAACUAAUAUGGAUGUUUGUGAUAUGGAAAUUGAUGAAGAUAUUGUUUUACACGCAGAUGUAGAAGGUGGUAUACAGGUAGAUGAUGAUAUUUACAUACCACCGCCUCUCAAAACAUUUAAUAGUGUUGACAUUAAUGGUCCUAGACUAAUGAUAACCAAGAUUGUUAAUGAAAAUUUUAAAAGUUAUAGAGGUACACAAAUUGUUGGACCAUUUCAUAAGUGUUUUUCAGCUAUUGUUGGUCCAAAUGGCAGUGGUAAAAGUAAUGUUAUAGAUUCAAUGUUAUUUGUCUUUGGUUAUAGAGCUACAAAGAUUCGUUCAAAGAAAGUAUCAGUUUUAAUACAUAAUUCAAAUGAACAUGAAAAUAUUAAUAGUUGUACUGUAUCUGUAUAUUUUCAACAAAUAAUUGAUAAACAAGAUGCAGAUUAUGACAUUGUGCCAAAUAGUGAAUUUAUUAUAUCAAGAACAGCAUUUAAAGAUAAUUCAUCCCAUUAUGAAUUAAACAAAAAGCGGGUACAGUUCAAGGAAAUUGCAAAACUUUUAAGAUCCUAUGGUGUAGAUUUAGAUCACAACCGUUUUUUAAUUUUACAGGGUGAAGUUGAACAAAUAGCAAUGAUGAAACCUAAAGGCCAAAAUGAAAAUGAUACUGGUAUGCUUGAGUUUUUAGAAGAUAUAAUUGGAACAGUUUGCUAUAAAGAGCCAUUAGAAAAACUGUCAGAUAAGGUAGAGCUUUUGUCGGAAAAUAGAGUUGAAAAGUUAAAUCGUCUUAAAAUUGUUGAAAAGGACAAAGCAGCUUUAGAGGAACCCAUGCAAGAAGCUAUUCGAUACUUACAGUUGGAAAAUACAAUUACAAAAAUAGAACAUCAACUUUAUUCUUAUGAAAGAUUUAUUGCGACACGAGAACUUGCAGAUCAGGAGAAUAAAAUCGAGGAAUUGGAUAAGGAUAUGUCAGAACUUGAAAACAAAAUGAAAGAAAUUUCUGAUGAUAUGAAGGAAAAGAAUAAAAUAAUUAAAGAGAAAAGUGCAGUAUGGGAUGAUCUAGAGAAGGAAAAGAAUAUAAUCACAGGAAAAUAUGAUAAAAUACGAAAACUUGAUGAAUCUCUUCAUGCCGAAUUAGUGGAAACAAAUAAAAGAAGAAAGGCUAAUAUUUCAUCUUUAAAGAGUGAGAAAUCUAAAUUAGAAGAACUGUCUAAAGUACCAGAAAAGAAUAUAAAAGAUAUUCAGGAAUGUGAGGAGUUAGUUGAGCUGAACAUGAAAAAUAAAGAAAAAGAAGAAGCACAAUUAGAAAAAUUGAUGGCUGAACUUAGUAAGGAAACUGCGCCAUUGUUGAAUGAACGUUCUGAACUUGAAAAGAAGUUAAUAAUUUUAAGAAAAGAUGUUGACCAAGCACAAGCAGCAUUUGAUAUUGCCCAAUCUGAAUUAAAGUUGUAUACUUCUAUAGAAUCAAUUGAAAAAGAGAAAUUGGAGAAAGUGAAACAUGAUUUAGAAUUUUCAACGAAUAAUUUAAUAAAACGAAAUGAAGAACUACAAAAUUUAGAAAACCAAAUUCCGCACAAAGUAGAAGAAUUGGUAAAAGCACAAAAAGAAUUGCAAGUAACGAAAGCAAUGGAAAUUGAAAUGAUUUCAAAGUUAAAAGGAAUGAGAAUUUCAUUUCAGGAAAAAAAGUUUGCAAUGCAAGCAAAUAAAUCAAGGAAUAAAAUUAUAGAUAGUUUAAUAAGAGAAAAGACGGAAGGUAGAAUUCCUGGUGUAUUUGGCAGAUUGGGAGAUCUCGGUGCUAUAGAUGGCAAAUAUGAUGUUGCAAUCUCAACUGCUUGUGGACCUCUGGAUAAUAUUGUAGUCGAUACUGUAGAAACGGCGCAAGAAUGUAUAACAUUCCUUCGGCAGAACGAUAUUGGACGUGCAACGUUUAUACCGUUAGAAAAACAACAGCGUUUUCUGGGGAAGUGUAAACAAAAAAUACAAACUCCAGAGAAUGUUCCAAGGUUGUUUGAUCUCAUACGUGUAGAGGAUGAAAGAGUAUUACCAGCUUUUUAUUAUGGAUUACAAGAUACGUUAGUGGCAAAUGAUUUAGAUCAAGCGACACGCAUUGCAUAUGGCAAUAAACGUUUUCGAGUAGUUACAUUGAAAGGCGAAUUAAUUGAACUAUCCGGAACAAUGAGCGGAGGUGGAAGAACAGUAUUGAAGGGGAGAAUGGGACAAAGAGUUUUGAAAAAUGAAGUAUCACAGGUAGAUGUUGAAACAUUACAGUCAAAUUUGGAUAAAACGUACGAAGAGUGCAAUCAACUUAAAGCUAAGUGUCAAUCAUUAGAAAAUCAGUGUCAUACUCUAAAUGUAAGUAUAAACAAUAUGACAGUCAAGAAGGAAAUGUUUUAUAUCGAAGUAAAGACGUUAAAAGAACAAGAACCAUCAUUGAUGGAACAACUUAAGAUUCAAGAAAAAAAAGUCGCAGGUUCAAAAUCGAAUCCGCAAAAAGUUAAAAAGCUAGAGGCAGCAGUGAGUGGGACUAAAAAUACUUUGGACAAAAUGAAAGAAAAUUCAGACACUAUUGAAAAGGAAGUAAUUCGUAUUAAUAAGGAAAUAGAUGUAUUAUCAGGGGGUACUGUGACAAAUCAACGAAAAAAGGUAGCUAAUAUAUGCAAGCAAAUGGAUAAAGCUAAAGCUGAAAUAUGCAGAUUACAAGUUGCUAUUAAAACGGCUGAGAGAAACGUAAAGAAAACUGAACAAAGAAUCGAUUCCUUGGAAAAUGAUGUACAUACCUGCGAACAAAGGCUUCGUGAUAUUCAAAAGGAAAAACAAGAGUUGGAGGGGCAGGCAAAAGAAUAUUCAAAACAACUUGAAGGCCUCGCAGAAUCUCUUUCAGAAAGGGAUGAAGCUUUAUCAUCCCUUAAAGAAGAAUUGAAUGCUUUACAGGCUAAGCAGGACAAACUGAAAGCUGUGAAAAUAGACCUUGAUCAAAAAUUGAAGGAGUAUAGAGCUGUAAUUAAAGCGAUAAGUCACAAAAUUCCACAGUUUACGAAAAAAAUAGCUAAUUUAAAACUUCAAAUAAUACCUGGAGAGGAUGUUGAACAGUUAAAAGAAUUAACAGAAGAGGAAUUUAAUGAAUUAGAUCAAAAAAGUCUUGUAGCUAAUUUGCAGAAAGCUCAGAAAAAGUUACCUUCAGAAGUUCCAAACAUGCAACUUAUUGCGGAAUAUAAAGAAAAAGAUGCAUUAUAUUUAAAACGUACUGCCGAAUUAGAAAAGAUUACAACCGAGCGCAACAAUAUGCGAGAAAUUUAUGAAACAGCAAGACGUCGUAGAAUUCAAGAAUUUCUUGCUGGUUUUACUAUCAUUACUGACAAAUUGAAAGAGAUGUAUCAAAUGAUUACAUUAGGAGGUGAUGCUGAGUUAGAAUUGGUUGAUUCUUUAGAUCCCUUUAGCGAAGGAAUUGCUUUUAGUGUAAGACCUCCUAAAAAGUCAUGGAAAAAUAUUUGCAAUCUUAGUGGCGGAGAAAAAACAUUAAGUUCUUUGGCUCUUGUAUUUGCAUUGCAUCAUUAUAAACCAACUCCUUUAUAUUUUAUGGAUGAAAUAGAUGCUGCCUUAGAUUUUAAAAAUGUAUCAAUUGUUGGAAAUUAUAUCAAGGAAAGGACAAAAAAUGCACAGUUUAUAGUUAUAUCACUAAGAUCGAAUAUGUUUGAACUUGCGGAUUAUCUGGUUGGAAUAUACAAAACGUAUAAUUGUACAAAAUGUGUUACAGUUGAUAUAAAAAAAUAUUAUGAAAAGAAUGGAAUUGCUCCUCCAACACAAAUUACAUCAAAAGACCUAUAUUCGUCACAAGUACAAAAAUUUGGUUUGCAAAGUCAACGCAAAGAAAAUGGUAUAUCAUCGAAUACGAAUGCUGUACAAAAUACAGAAAGAGUUCAAGAAAAUGAAAACGAAAAUGUAUUGGCCUUGCCUGAAUUGGGAUUGUGUCCAACACCAGAAAAGACACGUCCUGAAAAUAGCAGUCCCAAUAAGAAUAGUAACGAAAAUGACAGGGAUAAUUGCAAAACACCUGCAAAAAAGAAGCGUAGAAUAUAAAAUAUAAAAUACAGGAGAUAUUCAAACUGAUGCUACAGUCGACAGAAGGGUGAUUUCCCACAUAAAUCUGAAUCAGAAAUAUAGAAUAAAAUUUUGUCAUACGUGAUAUUAUUUUUAAGAAAAUUAAAUUUGGAAAUUUGUGAAAUACACAUCUAUUUAGACAAACUCUGCUUCGCUUGCUCGUAUUUGUAAAUAAUAUUGUAGGAUGGCAGAACUGGUCUUGAGACACCGAAA